Molecule: messenger RNA, 225 nt
Organism: Loa loa (African eye worm)
Lineage: Eukaryota; Metazoa; Nematoda; Chromadorea; Rhabditida; Onchocercidae
Product: major sperm protein 3
Exons: 1
Source: RefSeq, a predicted model, not a curated record
GUAAAGUCAACCAACAAUGAUCAUUAUCGUGUUACACCAGUGUAUGGUUUUGUUUCCAAAGGUGAGAAAACAGAUUUGACAAUAAUUCGCCUGGAAGGACCACCAAAAGAGGAUAAAUUCGUCAUUCAAUGGGCUGAGGUACCGGAUGAAGAGGAUGACCCGCAAGCACCAUUUAAAGCUGGGGCACAAGCAGGCGAAGUAAUCCUCCCUAUUAAAGCCGUAUAA